UUUUAGAUAAAAGAACCAUAAUUGGCAUAAUGUAGUACAUACUUCCCUGAAAAAAUUUUUUCUUAUUGUUGAAAAAAUGUGUCUACUCUUUUUAUGAGAUGUCUUGGCAGUUUACUAAAAGCUGAUUAUGACAAAAAAUACUGAUUCACCAUCCUAGAACAACCCAAUAAACCUUUAAUAUGAAUUGUAGCCUCAUUAUCAGUUUAACUUAUUUGUGUUUACGUACAUCAUGUUCAUUCUAAUGAUUUAUAAAAUAUUAACAGCUUGAUAAUGGACUUUUGGUUCCUCCAUUCAAAAGCAGAAUUAUUUAAGAUUGAACAAGUAUUCAAGAAAUGCUGUUAUCGUAUGGCCAAAGAAGACGAAAUCAUCAUAAUCGGGGUUUCCAAAUUGAAGGUCGCGGUUUCCAGUGGUUUAAACAGCAACGCGUUCAUUUUAAUCAUUGCACACGGACAUAUUUUAAACUAUUUUGUUAAAGCUAACAAUGCAAAACGCAAAAGAGGAAAUGCAAUUGACCAAAUACACAUUGCAGGAAAAAGUAUCGAUGUUGAACCUCACUCCGGCUUUAGAAUAAAAAGUAGAACUGUGUCGGCUACUGCGAUUACAAAAUUCUUGGAAAAUGUCGAGUUUUAUGCUUUGCAAGACGUUCAAUCCCAUACAAAGGAAUUUUCAACCAUCCAUGUGGGUGCCAAACCAUCUUCCGCCUGGUCAACAAUUGGUAUAGUGGAUAAAUGUUAUGAACAUAAAGAUCUUCUGCUUUCAGUACGUUUAACGGACAUGAGAAACUCCUAUACGCAAUUGUAUAUCACUGGAAAAGCAUAUACAAUGUUUCGCGAAGAUAUCAAACACGGAACCAUCAUAGCAGUCAAAAGGAUAUCACUUUUAAAGCCGAAUAAUAUAAAGCAAUCUAUUGCUCUUCACGUAGAUUUGAUUCAGCAGAUUUGCAUUAUCGGAAUCAGUUUAGAUCUGACAAGGUGUAUCGCUUAUAAAUCUCCAAGAAUUCAAUGUGAUGAAUACAUUGAUGGGCGAACUUUGGAAUAUUGCGAUAAGCAUUUAAAACAAGCGCUUGAUUUUUCCAAGAGAAGGCGAGCGGAAAUGAUGACAGGGUAGGUUGAGAGACAAAUGGCAUCACUUCUUCUGAAUAGCUUAUCUUCCUUGAUGAUAGCGAUUCUGGAUUUGAUAUUCGUUGGGCUAC
This is a messenger RNA of Mycotypha africana, 1192 nucleotides long. RefSeq lists its product as uncharacterized. Gene Ontology annotation, molecular function: DNA replication origin binding; single-stranded DNA binding. The transcript has 5 exons. Gene Ontology annotation, cellular component: replication fork protection complex; nucleus. Gene Ontology annotation, biological process: DNA replication initiation; DNA replication. Bases 271 to 1107 code for a protein of 278 amino acids. The record is from RefSeq and is a predicted model, not a curated record. NCBI's taxonomy places the organism in Eukaryota, Fungi, Mucoromycota, Mucoromycetes, Mucorales, Mycotyphaceae.